AUGUCUACCAUCGCCUCGCCUCGACCUUCGAUAGCUUCCUCCUCGCGGCGUAAUUCGGGAUCGACAGACACCACGAUCACCUCGACGACUGCGCGCGCCAAUCCAUCUGCAGCAGAAAGAGCUGCCCUACGACGAAACAGAUCCGCACUUCGCGACUACUACAACAUCAAGAAGGAUAACGAAGCACCUUCCCAAGAUGGUCUUACCGUUCCCACCUUCGAUGGCGAGCAAGAGAGCGAGCUCGACAAGCCAGGCUUCGAUCCAGAAGCGUAUGUCGAGCGACUACUGAGCCAUGAGUCUCUCGAGGCGGUCCUACGAGUUGAAGCCGGUCUAGUGAGCGACAUCUUCUCCCUGGACGGCGAAAAGAAGGCUCUGGUCUACGACAACUACUCCAAGUUGAUCGCGGCGACGGACACGAUCCGCAACAUGCGAGAAAGGAUGGAUCCUAUGACACCAACGACGAGCACGCUGAGUCCCGCGAUCGGACACAUUGCCGAGACCGCGGCCCGACUUUCUGCGGAUCUGAGUAAAUCCAACCUCCGCACCGAUCCUUCCGCCUCCGUCGCCCUGGCCACGAAGCGCAAGCAGCAGGAAAGCGUGCGUUGGGUUCUCGGAGCUCCAGAUCGGAUCCGCGAGCUGGUGGAGGACGAUCAGCGCGAUGCUGCUGAGGCGGAGUGGCAGGAAAUAUCGGAGAUCUUGUCGAAGUGGGAGGGCGUGAAGGGCACGGAGGAAGUCCGUCAGGCAUGCCUGGAGGCACUGAAAAAGGAGGAUUCAGGCUGA
Molecule: messenger RNA, 780 nt
Organism: Dissoconium aciculare CBS 342.82
Lineage: Eukaryota; Fungi; Ascomycota; Dothideomycetes; Mycosphaerellales; Dissoconiaceae
Exons: 1
Coding region: 1-780 (259 amino acids)
Biological process (GO): Golgi organization; retrograde transport, endosome to Golgi; endocytic recycling
Cellular component (GO): GARP complex; EARP complex; membrane
Source: RefSeq, a predicted model, not a curated record